CCGGCUCGGCUGUCCGCUGUCCACCGCCGCGGGAGCCGGAGGUGGGUCAGCAAGCAUUGAAAGCGAGCAGUGGACCCACGUGUGUGCUGGUGGAGGAAGUUGGCCACUGAGCCAGGAAAACCACUGUGCUGGCUGGGACCCCUGCUCUUCACCGUGCACUGUCCAUGCUGAUGAGCCGGCGGCUCCCUGUGAUCGGGGAUCUGGGAAGACCAUGUCCAGCCCCCCUGACUGGCUGCUGCGUCUGCUCCCCAGCGCCCCGAGGCAGCGCAUCUGCGCCCUCUUCCUCAUCAGCUUCAAGUUCACAUUUCUGGUCUCCGUGGUGAUCUACUGGCACGUCGUGGGAGGGCCAGGGAACCAGGGACAGUUGCAGAACCUGCCUGCCGAGGUCCCCUGCCCGACCCUGGAGCCCCCCGCACCGCCCUCCGGCAGCUCCACGCCACUGCCGCCAGCGCCCAACAUCUUCUUCCUGGAGACCUCGGACCGCACCAACCCCAACUUCCUGUUCAUGUGCUCCGUGGAGUCGGCGGCCAGAACCCACCCCGAGGCCCGCGUGGCGGUGCUGAUGAAGGGGCUGCCGGGGGGCAACGCCUCCCUGCCCCGGCACCUGGGCCUCUCGCUGCUGGGCUGCUUCCCCAACGUGCGGCUGCUGCCGCUGCAGCUGGAGGAGCUGUUCGCAGGCACGCCCCUGGCCGCCUGGUACGCAGCGGCGCGCCGGCGCUGGGAGCCCUACCUGCUGCCCGUGCUCUCGGACGCCUCGCGCCUCGCGCUGCUCUGGAAGUUCGGGGGCAUCUAUCUGGACACGGACUUCAUCGUGCUGCGGAGCCUCGGGAACCUGACCAACGCGCUGGGCACGCAGUCCCGCUACGUGCUCAACGGCGCUUUCCUGGCCUUCGAGCGCGGCCACUCCUUCCUGGCGCUGUGCAUGCGUGACUUCGUGGCGCAUUACAACCGCUGGGUCUGGGGCCACCAGGGCCCGCAGCUGCUCACGCGGGUCUUCAAGAAGUGGUGCUCCACCCGCAGCCUGGCCGAGAGCCACGCGUGCCGCGGCGUCACGGCGCUGCCCCGCGAGGCCUUCUACCCCAUCGCCUGGCAGAACUGGAGGAAGUACUUUGAGGAGGUCAGCCCCGAGGAGCUGAGCCGGCUGCUCAGUGCCACCUACGCGGUGCACUUGUGGAACAAGAAGAGCCAGGGCACGCGCCUCGAGGCCACGUCCAGGGCGCUGCUGGCCCAGCUCCACGCCCGCUACUGCCCCACCACACACGAGGCCAUGAAGAUGUACUUAUAAGGGUCCAGGUGGGCCCGCAUGGAGACAGGUGCUGGGCCAGCCUUCCCGGGGAGGUGUGGGAGGUUCUGAGCUGUGGCACCCGCAUUUUCAGCCAGUGUUCCAGGCACAGGCCCUGGAACCGACCCAAAGGAGCUCCGUGAGCUUCCGGAGCCUUCUAGAACCCUCGGGAAGCAUGAGCAAGCCCGGGACAGCCUGCAGGGCAGGGCUGGCCACUGGGAGACACAGCACAGGCACCCCCGCCCCAAGCCCAGGGCUGGUACUGACCUUGGAGGGACCAAGCUGCUGCGCCUGCCCCUCGCCCCUUCUCCUCUCUGAACUGGGGUUGCGGGAGGAGCAUUCCAAGCGACACCCCACACCCCUGGAUGGAUCCCAAAGAUCUCAAUCAGAGCGACUCACUGGUGCCCCCUGCUGUGUGGUUGGUGAGGCGGGUUCCCACGCGCGCCUGUCUUAGCCCUGGAAGUGGACAGUGGCUGGGGCUAUGGGCCUGCAGCCGCUCACAUCCCCUGGGUGAGGGGAGACCCUGCAGUGGGGAAGACAGGAGCCUGAUGACUUGCAGGCCCCCACCGGCGUUCCUACCUCUACCCUCUGAUGAGCUCCCAUUGUUUUGUUCCAAAUGAAGCCAGGGCAGGGCCACCA
This is a messenger RNA of Ochotona curzoniae (black-lipped pika), 1921 nucleotides long. RefSeq names its product alpha 1,4-galactosyltransferase (P blood group) (gene A4GALT). The transcript has 3 exons. The record is from RefSeq and is a predicted model, not a curated record. Lineage: Eukaryota; Metazoa; Chordata; Mammalia; Lagomorpha; Ochotonidae. Bases 212 to 1285 code for a protein of 357 amino acids. Gene Ontology annotation, biological process: protein O-linked glycosylation. Gene Ontology annotation, molecular function: acetylglucosaminyltransferase activity.